This is a messenger RNA of Thermothielavioides terrestris NRRL 8126, 724 nucleotides long. RefSeq lists its product as uncharacterized. Bases 150 to 335 code for a protein of 61 amino acids. The record is from RefSeq and is a predicted model, not a curated record. NCBI's taxonomy places the organism in Eukaryota, Fungi, Ascomycota, Sordariomycetes, Sordariales, Chaetomiaceae. The transcript has a single exon.
GAUGAUGGUGCCCUCGUUCUAGCCAGCUUCUUUUCUGCUGCAUUACGUCGAAGGUGCCACCUCCCUGCACCCAACCACCUCAAUCAGAUCGGUUGGCCUGUUUCUGGCUUCACGGUCCAGGCCUUGAGGUUCCAUGUACAGAACUUCGCAUGCUGCCGAAGCCGCGCAUUCCGAGUCCCCGAAAGAAAGAAAGUACGAAGCCAAGGGAGCAGAUGCCCGAGAGAAUAGAGGACCCUCAACUCCACACUGUCAGCCAAGUCCCGGUCGUCAAUCCGGCUUCAAAGGUGCCGACCUACGUGGGCGAUGGAGGCAGGUGUCCUCAUUCAGGCUCCUGAAAAGGACCAGUAAACAAACUGACAACAGGCAACGAACUCACUCGGCGGCUGUGGUGUUAUGUGGUCUGAAUAUACCGCAAUCUGUCCGUGGCACCGGGACUUACUUACGCAGAUCUCCAUCUCGGUCGACAACCGGGGCAGUUAGGAGCAGCGACGAGGUCGGGAAGCACGUCGGGACAGGAGAACUGCGAGCGGUCCUGACGAGAUCUGACGUCUUCAGAGAUUUACGGGGCUCGCCACUCGUGGAAACAAGGGGGUCAGUCACACCACCAAGCAAUCUUACCAAUCUAUGUCUCAGUCACCUUCUUAGUUGACUGUGAAAACACCGCGAGAAUGGCAAAGUCACCGACCGAUCUAUUAAUACUCUAUCCUAUCCUACCACGGCCAAA